AUCUGGCGGCUCCUUCCAUGGCUUCUUUGCCUUGUUUUGGCUUGGCUUCGCCUUUCUUGUGGUCAAGACGUACCUUCAGCAUUGGCGCGCGACCGGGUAUUGGACACCCGGCAAGUUGCUCACAUUGUACAAGCUCAAUGCGGGCGACUUGGCAGCGACAGAUGCCAUGAUGGUCUGUAGCAGUGUCGUCAUCUUGCCGCUGCAACUCCUCAUGCUUUAUGGCGUUUCUUGGAAUAAAGUCGGUUGGGUCGUCCAGCACAUCUGGCAGACAUUUUACCUUGGCUAUGUCAUGCACCGAUCCUACACGCGCAAUUGGGAAUGGAUCCAGAGUGUAUUCAUUGUACUGCAUGCUAUCGUCAUGCUCAUGAAGAUGCACUCUUAUGCCAUGUACAACGGAUACCUCUCGGAAGUGUACAAACGCAGAAACAAGCUUGAGAGACAAUUGUUGCAGAUGCGCAAGGAGACAAAGCCCAGCAAAGCCCCGUCGAGAGCCAAGGCGGAGCGCAAAAACUCGGAGAGUGGGGAUUCGGUCGACUCUACCUCUACUUUGGCAGAUGAGUGUGAAGAGACUAACCUGGCGAGCGAAAUUGCCGAGUUGUCUGACGAACUGACGCUUGACGGCGUCACAUACCCAGAGAAUCUGACCCUGGGUAAUUACGUCGACUAUCUGUUGGUUCCAUCUCUCAUCUACGACAUUUCCUUCCCGCGAACAGAGAAGAUUCGCUGGAGCUAUGUGGCAGAGAAGACUCUCGCCACACUCGGCACGUUCUUCCUCAUGACCAUGAUUGUCGAGCACUACGUUUUGCCAGUCAUUCCUGUCAACCUUGCAACCAUGACGACGACCGACAAGCUCAGGGAGCUGCCAUGGCUCAUGCUCGACAUGGUGUUCCCCUUCAUCUCGCUGUACCUGCUCACCUUCUAUAUCAUCUUUGAAUGUGUGUGCCAGUGGUUCGCAGAGAUGACUCGCUUUGCUGAUCGCAACUUUUACGACGACUGGUGGAACUCCAUCUCAUGGGAUCAGUUUGCUCGCAAUUGGAACAAGCCGGUCCACAGAUUUCUGUUGCGACAUGUCUACCACUCGAGUAUAUCCACGCUCAAGGUGAGCAAGAACCACGCGACGCUCAUUACAUUUUUGCUCUCCUCCCUCGUCCACGAAGCAGUCAUGGCGUGUAUGACGAAGAAAAUUCGAAUGUACCUGCUCUGCAGCCAAAUGCUACAGCUUCCACUUGUGGCGCUCAGUCGGUUGCCGAUUCUCAAAAGGCAUCCAGUGGUAGGCAAUGUCUUCUUUUGGUUCGGAUUGUUUUGUGGACCGGGUUUCCUCUGUCUGGCCUACGUGCUCUUCUAGGUUGACUCUGAUGGGGCAAUGACGAGACUGGCGAGUAUGUUACCGGAGCAAAUGUCUAGAUCUCAGUUUGUCUUGACGAGAUGAAUGAGGCAAUCAGUCAUCUUUGAGACGCGUCUCGUCAAUGCUUGGCGUUGUUGUCUCAAAGCAGACUCAUCUAGUGUCCGGGCUUGACAAGUUUCCGUAACAGGUACGGCGCAUGCGCUGGUUUGCCAACUGUAAGGGUAUAUGUAGUUGUAGAUGCAUGGGAAUUCUUUACUCGAGAUUUGAAUUCUUGGGAAGCCAGGUUGCUCAGAACAAGAUUGGUUGCCUUGUUGAGGCUGAUGAGGC
Molecule: messenger RNA, 1672 nt
Organism: Protomyces lactucae-debilis
Lineage: Eukaryota; Fungi; Ascomycota; Taphrinomycetes; Taphrinales; Protomycetaceae
Product: MBOAT, membrane-bound O-acyltransferase family-domain-containing protein
Exons: 2
Coding region: 167-1345 (392 amino acids)
Biological process (GO): ergosterol metabolic process
Cellular component (GO): endoplasmic reticulum membrane
Molecular function (GO): ergosterol O-acyltransferase activity
Source: RefSeq, a predicted model, not a curated record